AUGGCUUUCGCCAAUUGCGGGGCGGAGAUGACCGCGAGAGCCACCGCUUCCACGUACCGGUUGGAAGCGGCGGCGGGAGAGGCACGGAUGUGGGCGGAGGGAGGGACGGCCGGAGCGCGGGGAGACUGGCCCGGCCUUCAAGAGGAGGAGCUGCGGGGUCGUUGCCGCCGGGAAAAAGGAGUUGGAGGCGGCGGCGAAGGCGGAGCCUCCGGGGUAAUCGCGUUGCCGCCGCCGGGAAAGGGGGGCUCCGGAGCGCCUCCCGGGGGAGCAGAUCGAGGCCGGGCCUUGCGGCCACCACCCACCGUCAUCCUGGCGCUGCGUUGCUUGGACGGGGUCUUCCUCUCCCCCACGGAGAAUGACUUUGUCAGCAAGAUCGUGGAGGAACUGGACCACUUCCUGCUUCAAAACCAGCUGGAGAAAGUCCUCCUGUUCCCUCCUUUGUCCAGUCGCCUCAGGUACUUGAUCCACCGGACCGUCGAUGAUGUUGACCUCUUGAGCAGCUUUUCCGUUGGAGAAGGAUGGAGGAGGAGAACCGUGGUUUGUCACUCGGCGAUCAGGUUGCCAGAUGAGCCGGAUAAUCAAGAUGGCGCCUGCGGCAGUGCUUCCGGGUCAGGUCACCCUCCCCAUUCGAGAAACCGAGGGGGGCGAUCCAGAGGCGGCCCUCGUCAUGUGGAAACACUGCCCGAUGGCUCUCAGGCCCGGAGAGGGAACGGCCGGGGUCGGAGGCAGCCCUGGAAGAAGCCCGACCGAGCUCUGUACGUCCCUCGGGCGAUGCGUAAGAAGCCUGAGGGCGUGAGAGCCGAAGGACCUCCGGGCGCCUCCGGAAGUGAGUUGCGCGGCCUUGUGGCAAGUGAGGAUGAACCACGGACAUCCAGCGCCGCCUACGAUAGGGAGAGGGUUACAGAUGCCGACAGGUUACCUACCAGCGUUGAUCCUGGCGUGGAAUACCCAGCAGCUAAAAGCCCCGGAGAGAUGUAUACAACUAAUAUGGAGUCCGGUAGUAAAAGUUGCGAGGGAGGUGCAGAGUGCCCAAGGUCCCCUGUGUUGGGUUGUGCACCCGGGCCAUCAGAUCAGGAAGGCCAAAGCAACGAUAAGCCGGCCAUCUCGGAAUUGGAGGGCAGCCUAAAUCUGGCAGUAUUGGAAAGUCAGGGUCGAGGCAAUACGGAUCUUUUGGUUCCUGAGAGUUGUGAAAUAUUAAGCUUUCAGGAAGAACAGAAGGGGGAGAUCUCUGGCAAGGCGCUGUCGAAAGGAAGUGGCCAUUUGCCUUUCCCAGAAGGCCGGAACGAUGGAGCUCCAGACAGCGUUGCUGCAGAACUGAGCACCGAGUCGUCAGUUCUAGAAGACCAUGGGAAGAGUUGCUGGGAUUCCCCUGUGGUGGGAAGUGCUGCAUCCCUGCCCCUCCCUGAAGACCAUGAGAGAGAUGUUACGGACGCCAUCUUGCUGAGUCCUAGUCAUGAUCUGUGCUUCUCAGAAGGCCAGAAGAACGAUUGUACUUCUGCCAGCGGAGCAGUAUGUAGCGAGACGCUCCCCUUGCUAGAGGAGGGCACUGUGGACCCCGCUGCAUCCCCAUGCAACCUGGAAACAUCAGCACUGGAAAUCGAGGAUAAAGAUGCCACUGCUGCAUCCCUGUUGGAGUGUUGCCAACUGGAGUCUGCUGAAGGUGUUCAGGACCAAAGUAGCACUUGUGGGCCUUUGCUGGAGCAGGCAUCGUCUCCUGCCCUGGGUGGUUGCAAAAAUCCACCCGAGCUAAACCCCCUGGCUCUACCCUAUUUAAAUACCUCUGUCCCUGAUUGUGGCAAAGCCAACCCGGUACCUGAAAGCCAGGAGAGAGAGGCAGUAGACCCAGAAGGUGACGGGUGGUCUAGGCUCGAGCUGUCCGCUGGGGAUGGAAGCGUGAGCAGCUCUAUGGUGGAAGAAAAGGACAGCAUCUUUGAAGAGGACUGUGGUGCUGAGCUCUUACAAGAGAUCACAAAUUAUUUGACCAUAAAGGACAUAAGCAUUGAGAAAAUCCAGUUUGAUUACUCUAGCUACGGGGAGGCGCAGAUCAACGAGGGAGAUUUUGGACAUGUGCUUGAGAUCUAUGAGUUUUCACCUUUGCUCAAAACUGAGCAUCUCAUGGAGGUCUUUGCGGAGUUCCAAGAGAAUGGAUUUAAGUUGCAAUGGGUUGAUGACACUCACGCGCUUGGGAUCUUCUCCAGUUUGGCGGCAGCAUCACAAGCACUGGAACAAAGUUAUUCCACCUUAAAGAUCCGGCCUCUGAUCCAUGGUACAAGACAGUCGAAAAUCAAGGCACUUCAGCGGCCAAAGCUCCUUCAGCUGGCGAAAGAGAGACCACAGACGGACACGGCAGUAGCUAGAAGGAUGGUGACCAGGGCUCUGGGGCUACAGCGCAAAAGCCAGCGGACCUCAGGCUGCCAAGUGCUGGAAGCAGAAGACGCAAACCUGCCAGAGUAAAAGACCAGAUUGUCCCCAGCAGCUUGGGGGUGGUGGUGACGGUAUUAAAUGGUGUACACCCAACCAUAUGACGGUGGCGGGCCUCAUCUCUGCUCUUUGGUUAGCUGUGUGGCUGGUUUGUUUUUGGCAGCAGUGAUGAAAAGGGUGGUGAUGGUGGGUGGGUUAGAAACUGGAAACGAUCCAAGUUGAUGGGAGUUCACAGUGGGAGAUUGUACUUCCUUGUUGCUCAGUGGAAAAGAAGCUGAUGUGUAAAAAGCUCCACAGGAGGGCACUGUAUCAUAAGAAGAGAUCCCCCCUCCUGACACACACACACACACAGCCAUUGGAAUAUGUUUGCCAAAGCACCUCUCUGUUUUUAUGUGCCUUGGCUGAUUUUUAUUUUCAUUCAUAAACCUGUGCUCUGAGUAGUUGGCAAGGCCUGGAUAUCCAGCCACUCAUGCCUAAGUCAGUAGAUAUUCCAUUAGGGUGACUGUUUUGCCCAAUAACUACAACCCUGGGAAUCACUUCCCAAUGUUGCACAACGGAGCAGGAACGUGAUGGGAGGGAGGCGGAGGCUUAACACCCCCCCCCCCCAAAGCCUCUCCCUUUUCACCCAUCUCUGUGUCCAAAUAUGUUUGGGAUUGAAAUGCAAAUCUGGAUCUCCGCGUGGGUUUUAUGGGCGGGCGGUGGGGUGGGGGGCGAUAUCACAGCAGGACAAAAGCAGCAGGUAAAGGAAAGAUUCUGUAUUUCUCUCCCCUUUGCUGUUUCUCUGCUGGAAAUCUUAGAACAGUCAUGCUGUGCUUGGUAUCCAGCCCCAGGCGAGCAUUUAUCUGCAAAUUCUCACCUAAAGAAACAACUGCCUUGAGCUACGCAGGAAGAGCAGUUGAACCCCCACCCCUGAGGGACACAGGGCUAAAUCCAGAUUACAAGCAAAAAAACAAAACAAAAACGAGACGAAGAGACAAAAGUGACACGUUUGCAGGAGCCAAUAUCUUGUUUACUGAAGUUUGUAAGGAUUUUUUCCCGUUAUCGUUUUUAAAAUUAAAGCUGUUAACACACAAACCGGUAUGCAUGGUAGUUUU
Molecule: messenger RNA, 3515 nt
Organism: Elgaria multicarinata webbii
Lineage: Eukaryota; Metazoa; Chordata; Lepidosauria; Squamata; Anguidae
Gene: R3HCC1
Product: R3H domain and coiled-coil containing 1
Exons: 9
Coding region: 1-2454 (817 amino acids)
Molecular function (GO): nucleic acid binding
Source: RefSeq, a predicted model, not a curated record